Messenger RNA from Rhinopithecus roxellana (golden snub-nosed monkey), 1019 nucleotides. Its product is annotated as E3 ubiquitin-protein ligase HERC2-like. Bases 96 to 968 code for a protein of 290 amino acids. Lineage: Eukaryota; Metazoa; Chordata; Mammalia; Primates; Cercopithecidae. The record is from RefSeq and is a predicted model, not a curated record. The transcript has 8 exons.
AGCGAGGUGCGCAUCCCGGGGGAUGAGUUAAAGUGGAAGUUCAUCAGCGAUGGUGUGUGAAUGGCUGGGGCUGGCGCUUCACCGUCUAUCCCAUCAUGCCAGCUGCUGGCCCUAAGGAACUCCUCUCGGACCGCUGCGUCCUCUCCUGCCCAUCCAUGGACUUGGUGACGUGUCUGUUAGACUUCCGACUCAACCUUGCCUCCAACAGAAGCAUUGUCUCUCGCCUUGUGGCCUCGCUGGCGGCGUGUGCACAGCUGAGUGCCCUAGCUGCCAGUCACAGAAUGUGGGCCCUUCAGAGGUUGAGGAAGCUGCUUACAAUUGAAUUUGGGCAGUCAAUUAACAUAAAUAGGCUGCUUGGAGAAAAUGAUGGGGAAACAAGAGCUUUGAGUUUUACAGGUAGUGCUCUUGCUGCUUUGGUGAAAGGUCUUCCAGAAGCUUUGCAGAGGCAGUUUGAAUAUGAAGAUCCAAUUGUGAGGGGUGGCAAACAGCUGCUCCACAGCACGUUCUUUAAGGUACUGGUAGCUCUUGCUUGUGACCUGGAGCUGGACACUCUCCCUUGCUGUGCCGAGACACACAAGUGGGCGUGGUUCCAGAGGUACUGCAUGGCCUCCCGCGUUGCUGUGGCCCUUGACAAAAGAACACCAUUGCCCCGUCUGUUUCUUGAUGAGGUGGCUAAGAAAAUUCGUGAAUUAAUGGCAGACAGCGAAAACAUGGAUGUUCUGCAUGAGAGCCACGACAUUUUUAAAAGAGAACAAGAUGAGCAGCUUGUGCAGUGGAUGAACAGGCGACCAGAUGACUGGACUGUCUCUGCUGGUGGCAGUGGAACAAUUUAUGGAUGGGGACAUAAUCAUAGGGGCCAACUCAGGGGCAUUAAAGGUGCAAAGGCAAAGUUCCCACUCCCUGUGAAGCCCUCGCAACUCUCAGACCCGUGCAGUUCAUCGGAGGGGAGCAGACCCUCUUUGCUGUGACGGCUGAUGGGAAGAUCAUCUUUGUCACAAGAAGAAAACAAACCAAAUGAA